Molecule: messenger RNA, 5313 nt
Organism: Danio rerio (zebrafish)
Lineage: Eukaryota; Metazoa; Chordata; Actinopteri; Cypriniformes; Danionidae
Source: RefSeq, a predicted model, not a curated record
UCCGGUACGCAUGCGCAGUCAUCCGCGCGCGCGCGCGGCUGUAGGCAUGCAUAUGUCUCGUGGAUUUUAAGACAGAUCUCCUCACACUGUCAUAUCUGGGACAUGUCUCGUGUUGAUGGGUUAAAGUUUGUCGCGUUUUAAAACUAAUUUGCACUUUAUUAUAUUCCGUUGCAUAAAUUAUUAGUUUAUCGAUAGCCUGAACACGAAAGGAUUAAAUCUGUUGACAAGGAAAACAACAGAGUCACAAUGUGCUGUCCAGUAAGGUAGCACUUUUCAGUCGGUGUUAGAAGUUGGACAAAGGUGAAUGCUGGAAUUUACUUGCACACAGAAAAUGUCAUCUUGUAGCCGUUUAAUGAAUUGCAGAGUCAUUGUAAAAGGCUUUCUCAGCCUCCAGUAAUCUUUAACACAGCACAUGCCUUAAGAUUUACUGGCUAGUGCAUUCGCUUACUUGUCAACAAUCUGUGAAAAGUGCUAAGCCUUCAGAUAUUACCUUUGAGGAUCAACAUUCCUCCAGCAUUUUGUACAUUACACUACAUUAUUGCUAAUAAUUAAGCAUCAGUAUUGCUGUAACAUGGUGGAAGAGAGUACAUCCAACGAAAGGACAGAGGAUGUUAAGGAGAACAUGACUGAUGAGAAUGGACAACCUGUGGAAAAUGUGGCUCCAGAGUCAGUCAUCCUUGAAACCAAGGAAGACCUGGAAGCCCAAACGCAAAAGACCAGAACCUGGAUGUGGUCUGUGGUUUAUCUCUGUUUCUACGGCUUCAUGGUGCAGCUCAAGCCAGGGGAGCCGUUUAUCACACCGUACCUGCUCAGUACAGAGAAGAACUUCACUAGAGAACAGGUGACCAAUGAAAUCAAUCCAGUUCUCUCAUAUUCUUACAUGGUAGUGCUGGUACCAGUGUUUCUGCUGACAGAUUACCUACGCUACAAACCUGUGCUGGUCCUCCAGAGCUUGAGUCAUGUUUCUAUUUGGCUCUUGCUGCUUUUGGGCAACUCAUUGCUGGAGAUGCAGUUUAUGGAGUUUUUUUAUGGCAUCACCAUGGCUGCCCGUGUGGCGUACUCCUCAUACAUCUUCUCACUGGUUCCAGCAACUGUUUACCAGCGAGUAGCAAGCUAUUCCCGCUCAUCAGUGCUCAUGGGAGUCUUCACAAGCUCUGUGCUGGGUCAGAUGUGUGUGUCUCUUGGAGGUAUUUCAUACACAAUGUUAAGUGCCGUCUCUCUGGGCUUUGUCUCUUUUGGACUACUCUUGUCCUUCUGCCUGCCAUGGCCCAAGCGUAGCAUGUUUUUCAACAAAGCCCGUAUGGAGGAGGAAAGGAAGGAAGCAGCUAAGUCAGAAUUAGCCAAAAUGAAGCCCGAAGAGAAGGACGGCAUUGUGGAAGGGAUGGACACCAACCGCAGUUCCCCUUCCUGGACUAAUUCAGUGUUUGUUGGGAUGCUGAAGGAGUUAAAGCACGUUGUAAAAGUGCCUAGUUUAAGACUUUGGAGUUUGUGGUGGGUGUUCAAUUCCACUGGUUAUUAUUUAGUUUUGUUUUACGUGCACAUCCUAUGGAAUAAAGUCUACCCUGCUACAGAGAACAAGAAUGUCUACAAUGGAGCAGUCGAAGCCGCCUCUACAUUACUUGGUGCGAUCACAUCGUUUGCAGCAGGCUAUGUAAAAAUCCGAUGGAAUCUUUGGUCUGAAUUGGUAAUUGGAUUGAUUACUGCUGCACAAGCUGCUCUACUUCUUCUCAUGGGGAUGACCGAAGAUAUCUGGGUUUGCUAUGUGGCAUAUGCUCUGUUCAAAGGCUUCUACCAGUUCCUGGUGCCCAUUGCUAUUUUCCAGAUUGCGUCCUCUCUCACUAAGGAACUAUGCGCUUUAGUGUUUGGCGUAAACACUUUUCUUGGAACAAUCCUGAAAGCCAUCAUCACUAUAAUUGUAGCAGAUAAGAGGGGAUUGGCACUGAGUGUUCAUUCUCAGUUUUUUGUUUAUUUCUUUUACUUCACCCUGCUGACUGUGAUUUAUCUGGGCUGUAGUGCAUUCAUCAUCACGUGUCAUUAUCGCAAUCAGAGGGCAGGCGCCGAGAGUACGGAAGAAGCCGUCAGCACUGAACUUAGUCCCAUUGCAACAGCUGCUAGUGAAAGCACUACGGUACAUAAUGGCACCAGCAUCAAGACAUGAGAUUUAAAUGAAUUGUGCCUACAGAUGGAGAAAUCUCCAUUUCUUAAACUGUUACGUCAAAAUCAGAUUGUUUUAAUAUUUACAAGUAAUAAGUAUGAAUAACCUUAGUGUUAUUAUUUUUAGUGAGGAUUAGCACUGAAUAUAAUUUUGUUUUUGAUGCAAGGAUCAAGGUUGUCAUUAGGAUGGAUUGUCAAUAAUAGAAAAUAUAGGCUUGAAUUGAAAUAAUGUGAACAGAUCAUUUUGUAAGGAAUGUUUGGAAGUCAAUUAUGGCAAGUUUGGCUUUCUGGUAUUUCAUAGGAUUACUUUUUGAAAGGGAUAGAUCACCCAAAAUUGAAACUUUCCCUCCUCGUUUUUUCUUCCUCACAAGGUUUUAAGUCUAUCUGGCUUUCUUUUUUUGUUAAAGCCAAAAGAAAAUAUUUUGAAGGAUGAUGGUUCCUGGCAACCAUCAACUUCUAUAUUAGGAAAAAAAUAUGACUAUGGAAGUCAGCAGGUUCCAAAACACCUUAAAGGUAAUUUUCCCUUAGUGUCACCUUUAGGUUUUCCUUAAUAUUAAGAGUGUUGCAUAAAAUAAAAAUGAAAUGUUACUAAAUGGUUUCUAUAGACCAUUUCUAUGUGGUCAUGUCAUUGGCCCAUGAACAUUUCCUGCUUGUUAUCAAACUUUUUUAUAACUGUAACAAGAGACAAUUUAAUCAUAGCUUAAUGUUAAAACAGCUAUUAUAACAUUAUUUAUUAAUAUGUGGCUCUUUUUAGGUACUUUGAAGCUAUAGGAAUUCUGAGUUGAAUGUCACAGAACACUCAUUUCCCUUAAAUGUCUUUUUUUCCUCUUAAGUAAACUGCGAAAGUGUUACAUGAAGUGCCUUAACUGUUAUUUCCCCAAGUCCAGUCUUUUUACAAACACAAUUGAUGGAAAAACUGAUGCUAGAAUAUGGAUUUAAUUGUCAUGCAAGACGUUAAUUAUACCUAAUUAUAGAAAGCUGUUUGCCAUUUUGUAUUUCUGUACGUUAACAUUCAUAUGCAUAGUGACAGUAGACUAGAUGAAAGAGCGCUCAGAUCACAACUGUCUUCAAAUGUGGUGCGAGCGACAAGUUUAUUCCAGACAAUUUCAGAUGCUGUGAUGCAAGCACAACAAUCACUCUUGUCUAAUGUCCCAGGACUUUCACAUUGAGUCUUUUUUUUAACGGUCAUGUCCUAUAGGUUUUCUGUAAAACUGCCACAAGUGUUAAAAUAUGAGUAGCAUGUCCAUGGCACAAUAUCGUUUGCAUAAUAUAUUGUAAAUAUUAAUAGUAUGUAAACAUAACAACAAACCUCUGUCAAAAUGGUUUCCCUUAUGCCGAGUUCAAACUGCACGAUUUUCAAAGUAGUCGUGUCACAGAUGUUUUCACACUGUGUUUAAAGCGGAUUCACACUGUAUGACAUAAAAGGAAGAAUCGUCGACAAUUUUGUCUUGAUCCACAAACUACGUCUCUCACAACUAAACACACACGAGAAGUGACAUGGAAACAAUGUGAGGUCACGUAGUAUUGUAGUAAAGUUUGUUAUUAACUACAUAUUUUGUUUACCUGGCUUUUGAAGAUAAUUAGAAAUUUCUCCUCGACUUUUUUUCUUUUUCGACCCAUUGUGAUAUUGCUCAGAUGACACAUCAAACAGACACAGGUGCUGCUGCCAAAUUUCCACUAGUUUUUCCUCCAUUACUUGGGUCCAAAUAGACAGAAAAGAAGCACUUUUAACUUCUCCUCCAACCUCCCUCUGGCCUGCAGACACCCAUACUAGUGGAUGCUGCUCUCUUAUUGGCUGUGGGUAAUCACCAAUGUUAUUUCAAUCAGAACACAUUUUACACAGCAUCAUUUGAAUCACAGACAGGUCCAAAUAUUUAGCAUGCCAAAUAUCUCAGGGUUGUCGGCGACUCCUCUUCAACUCUCUCAGAUGCUGUCUUUGAUAGCUCAUACUAUGUGAUUGUUACUCACAUGAAUGAGCACCGAUUUGUCUGUGAUUUCAGGCAUUUAUCGGCGAUUUCUCAAAACUGGUAAGUCAAAAUUGGGGCUAAAAUCAUGCAGUCUGAACUCUGCAUUACCAAACUUUUUAAGGGAUUAUAUGCAACACCCUUAAAUAGUUCACUUAGGUAAGGGGAAAUUAACUCUUAAGUUUCAUUCUUAAUUGAAAAACUUAAAGUGCUUAUGCAACUGGGCACAGGCUGCCAGCAACCAACAUUUUUCAAAAUAUCUUCUCUUUUGUUUAACAGUAGAAAGAAACUCAAACAAGUUUUGAAUAAGUGAUGGCAGAAUUUGUUUUUUUUUUCUGUUGGAACUACUCCUUUAAGCAUCCUAUGAUGGAUUAUUUGCAGCUGAAUAUACAAUUUCUAAUACUGUUAACAAACAACAGUUAUUUUUAAAUUGAUCAUAUUGGCCAAGUAGUUUAUUAUCCACCUUAUUUUUCAUAUAAGAGCAGGUAUGUAUGUUUGUAAAUUGAAUGUGUUUGGCUUGUGUUGUCAAUUGAUAUCAGCUAUUUUUGUUUGGCUGUUUAAUAGUGCAAACUGGUAUUUUUUUACUGUUUUAUUUUAAAAUAUACAUGCAUAAAUGUAUUAAACACUCUGGUUUAUACAGUAGUUUAAAUCGUUUUUCAGUUUCAGCACUUAAAGAAUAAAAAGUAUUCUAGAAACUUUCUCAUCGAGAAAUAAGAAAUAAGGUGGAUAAUGUAAAUUCUUAAAAGUAUUUUGUGGUGUCAGUGCAAGCUGAGUGAGGUUAAAGAGUUGUUGGAUUAUAUUUUGAGUGAGGACCAUUUUAUUAUCAGUUUCAUUUACUCCGCUGUACCUUACAGAGGGGUUUCAUUCUCCAGGAAAGCAGAGUUAGUAUGGAGUGAUUCCACAAUAUUUUAAACGUUUCUAGAUUUACACUCCAUUCCGUGCAUUGCUUGGUGAACAUAAAGUUUGAUGCUUUUGUUUUAUUUUUUUGGAAAUAUUUUCAUUGAUGUUGGAAAAAGAAAAUCCGUAAUUGACCAUGUAUUGUUGAAAAUGUAAGUUACUUUCACAUAAAUGAGUUUGCGUUUUACAAAGGGCACUUAGUUCUGUAUUUGAAAAUAAUUUCUGUUUUUUUUAAUUGUGUGAUCACAACAUAGGAGCCCCAGACCAUGUCUUAUUACAAAUAAAUUGUUAACAAUAC